Molecule: messenger RNA, 2057 nt
Organism: Bombyx mori (domestic silkworm)
Lineage: Eukaryota; Metazoa; Arthropoda; Insecta; Lepidoptera; Bombycidae
Product: lymphokine-activated killer T-cell-originated protein kinase
Exons: 5
Coding region: 117-1079 (320 amino acids)
Biological process (GO): protein phosphorylation; signal transduction
Cellular component (GO): cytoplasm
Molecular function (GO): protein kinase activity; ATP binding
Source: RefSeq, a predicted model, not a curated record
AUGUCAUAAUUUUACCUACAAUUUCAAAUUUAAAAAUUAAACCGUUGUUGUACUGUGGUGUCUUUUUCAAAUUGGUGAAGUAAACAUUUUAAAACUUAACCAAAUUGAAAUCAAUCAUGACCGAAUUCCAAACGCCACAAAAGUCUAUCAAAUCUUUCGACAACGAUAAAAUAACUAUACCACCAUCACCGUUUUUAAAUAAACUUGGUUAUGGUACUGGGGUGUCCGUUCUGCAAUUAGUGAGGUCCCCGAGGGCAGGACUUAUCCGAUCACCGUGGGCUCUCAAAAUGUUGAACAAACGAGUUAAACCAAAUAAAGUAUACACAGAUCGACUGAAAACUGAGGCGGAACUGUUACAAAAAAUGUCCCACCUUAACAUAGUGGGUUUUAGGGCAUUUAGUAAAGGCAAGAUUCUAUACUUGGGCAUGGAAGCUUGUGAUUUAUCCUUGGGGGACUUGAUCGAAAAAAGAGUAGAUGAUGAUUGUACGCCCUUUUCACCAAGACAAAUGUUGCAGGUGGCUGUAGACAUCUCCAGUGCACUUGAAUAUCUUCAUACGAAGAUGCAAAUUUUACAUGGAGACAUGAAAUCUUACAACAUAUUAGUCAACGGUGAUUUUGUGAUAUGUAAACUUUGUGACUUUGGAGUGACACUUCCUCUCGACGAAAAUGGAAUAUUUGAUAAGGAAAAUGCUGGUGGAACUGUUUAUUAUGGUACAGAAGCAUGGAGCGCACCUGAAGUAAUUCACGGAGGGCAGAUCAGUGACAAAACUGACAUCUGGCCAUUUGGUCUCACUCUGUGGGAGAUGAUGUCACUAAUGCCACCUCACUCACAAAUUGAUGAGGACACCUUUGAUAUGAGCCUGGAUGAUCUUGACGAGAGUGGUUAUGAUUUCUCCGAUCGAUAUGGCAGUCGUCCAGACGUCCCCGCCAACAUAUCGGAAGUAGAAUACGCACAGCCGUUAACCCUGUUCUGCAGCUGUACUGAGAGCCGGCCGGCCGACCGCCCCCAGGCCGCGCAGCUCGCGGCGGCCGCCCGGGCCAUGGCAGCGGCAUUACUUCAUAACACAUCAUGUCAAUAGGUUUCUAUAAGGAAUUCACAUUAUCUUACCUGCUACAUCUAACAUGUAAUUUAGAAAUUUUGUGUAUUUGAACUCAUCGCGGCCUAAAGACAAUAGAGAGAGAGAGAGAGAGAAUACACUUUAUUGCACACCAAAACACAAUUUACAUUCAAAAAAACAAUCAAAAAACAGAUAAAUUUGUACAAUAGGCGGUCUUAUCGCUAAAAGCGAUCUCUUCCAGACAACCGUAUAAUUUAUAGAAAUUCUGGAAAAUAUAAAAAAAUAUAGCAGGUAUGUUGCGGUGUACUAUAGUUAAUACAUUAUAGAAAAUAUAUACAUAUAAUAACAAAAUAUAUACCGUUUACAUAUAAUAUGAAAUAUAUACUUAUUAUUAUAUACCAAUAUAUAUGCAUGCAAUAGGCAUGAUAUCUCCACAUAGUCUUCCAAUGUGAAGACGGAACCACUCCAUACUGACAGACCAGGGAUAAUUCAUCCAAAAAUAGAAAAUAACAUUUCAUUACAACUAUGGAAUACAAAUGUUUUACACCUUUCACCCCUUACGAGAACGAAUAUCAAAAACUCUUCCCAGUGACUGCGUAUAUUUUGUGUAUAUUGUGUGCUCUCUGAACGCUCAUCAAUUGGACAGUGUGGACGUAUAUAAUUGCCAGCCAAAUCGUGUUUCACAUAAUAUGUUACUUGGCAUUUGUCGUUUGGUUUUCAAGUGCCCCCCUGUCGUCCGCCUGGGUAAAUACAUAUUUUUAUUAACUUCAAUUAAUAUUAUGUUCGAGAGCAUUUACUUAAAAUUGACAAUGAUUUAUUUUUUAAUAAGUAUCUGAUGGGACCAAUAAAGUUUAUUUCAAACGUAAAUUUAACGUCGCUAGAGUUACAUCGGUGCUCCGGUGGGCUCCCGGCCGACGGAGGCGCCCGCACAGCCUGCUUGUAUUAUUUGUAAAAUAAAUGUUAUUUUAAGAUACAAUAAAACUAUUUUAUGUUCGAAAA